Dentiscutata heterogama is the source of this 204-nucleotide messenger RNA. The record is from the annotation of a GenBank genome assembly. NCBI's taxonomy places the organism in Eukaryota, Fungi, Glomeromycota, Glomeromycetes, Diversisporales, Gigasporaceae.
AUGUCUAUACCACCUACAUCAGCUAAAAGUGAAAGAUUCUGGUCAUUCAUAGCGAAUAUUUAUUCACCAAAACGUCACCGACUGACAAAUGAACAUGCAAUGAAAAUGACAUGUAUUCGAUGUCAUGAUGAAAUUAUAUCUAAUAUCGAAUUUAAUGAUAUGGACUAUAGUAAUAAUAAUUUAGAACAAUUUGAGGAGGAAGAU